UCAGGUUUGCAAACAGAACGGGACACGAGGUGGCUGCCAGCAGACAGGUUUUCUGCCAGCUGCAGGAACCAAGCCCGCGUGUUUUCCACAGCCCUUCACACACCCAGCAACGGGCGGCAGGGAGAGGAGCUUCGUCACACGAGGAAGGGCUUAGGAACCUCGGAUGGCGUUUGGUGAGUCACAGGAUCACGGGAUGGCGGAAGGGACCCGCGAGGAUCACCGAGCUCAUUCUCCACACAGGACCACCCGAGCCUGUUCCGCGCCCUGCGGUGACGAUCCUUGGAGAGCUUCCCUCUCGGAUCUCGGCUCCAUCUCGCCGCGCCACGCAUUUAUCGCCGCUUAUCCACCCAUCUUCCCACCCGCCCUCACCGCGCUCCCUUCCCGGACCCGCCCGAGGUCCCCGGGGGCGGGCUUUGAACCAGCCCAGGAGCCGGGCCGGGUCCGAGCCUUCGGAGCGCGGCGAAUUCCCGCGGGAAGUUUGUGCCUCGCUGCGCUCCGUACCUCCCCGAGCUCUCGGCUCCACGUUGGCCGCGCAGGCGCAGCGACGCGCUCACCUGCUGAGGGAGGGGGGGAGCCGGCGGCGGCCGAGCAGGGCAGGGGUCGAGUGCCAUCGCCAUCUCAGCGCAGGGGGCGAGAGGAGGAGGGCAAGAAGGACGACAGGGAGGCAGCGCGCUCCCCUCGCCGCCAUGUUUAAGAAGCUGAAGCAGAAGAUCAGUGAGGAGCAGACGCCGCCGCGCGGCUCUGGGGGCCGGGCCGCCCCCAACCAACAUCAGGUUCCCCCCAAGUCUCCUCCACUGACUGACAAAAGAAGCAGAUCAUCUUCAUUGGCAGAGCAGAACGAUGAAGGCACUUUAACACCAGACAAAGAGCUUCUAGCCGGGAUGAUAGCAGAGCCUGCUUUUCUCUCUGAGUAUACUAUCUUUGCUUUGGAUCCCACCAAGCAACCUAAGCCACAGAGUGACGGUGUGAAUUUACCUAAGCAAACGGUUCCCAGAUGGACUGAAAACAAUGGAAGUGAGCCAGCAUCCCCUCAGCCAAGUGAUGCUCAGUCAUUCACCCAGCGUCUUCAGCUCCGAGUUCCCUCCAUGGAGUCAUUGUUUCGAAGUCCAGUGAAAGAGACCCUGUUCCGCUCUUCUUCUAAAGAGUCCCUGGUACGAACAUCCUCCAGAGAUUCUCUGAAUCGGCUGGAUGUGGAUGCGGCUGGUCCCACCUUUGACCCACCUUCUGACAUUGAAAGUGAGACCGAGGAGGUUUCAGGAAAUGCAGACAGCCUCAGCAAGGAGCAGUUGCUGCAGCGACUGCGCCGAAUGGAGCGCAGCUUGGGCAACUACAGAGGGAAAUAUGCUGAGCUGGUGUCUGCUUAUCAAGUUAUCCAACGAGAGAAGAAGAAGCUACAGGGCAUUCUGAGUCAAAGUCAGGAUAAAGCACUUCGCAGAAUUGGAGAACUGAGAGAGGAGCUCCAGAUGGAUCAACAAGCUAAGAAACAUCUCCAGGAGGAAUUUGAUGCUUCCUUAGAAGAGAAGGAUCAACUUAUUAGUGUUCUGCAAACUCAGGUAUCGUUGCUGAAGCAGAGGUUACAGAAUGGUCAGAUAGGCAUUGAAUUACCUGAUCCAAAUAACCAGUCUGAACCACAAGUUCAAAGUCAAACAAAAGAAAUCAAUGCAGAAAAUAUUGUGGAACCAGGAAGUGAUGAGGGUAAUGAAGAUUCUGUUAAAACACUGGAAACUCUUAAUCAGAGGGUGAAGCGCCAAGAGAACUUGCUGCAGCGCUGCAAGGAGAUGAUUCGGUCACACAAGGAGCGCUGUGCCCAGCUAAGCAAUGAGAAGGAGGCACUGCAGGAGCAGCUGGAAGAGAGACUUCAGGAGCUAGAGAAAAUGAAGGACCUUCACAUGGGUGAGAAGACAAAACUGAUUACACAGCUGCGUGAUGCAAAAAAUUUGAUUGAGCAACUAGAACAGGACAAGGGCAUGGUAAUUGCAGAGACAAAACGACAAAUGCAUGAAACACUGGAAAUGAAGGAGGAAGAGGUGGCCCAGCUGCGUGCUCGGAUCAAGCAGAUAACUACACAAGGCGAGGAGUUAAAAGAGCAGAAAGAGAAGUCUGAAAGAGCUGCUUUUGAAGAGCUUGAGAAGGCUCUGAGUAUGGCCCAAAGAACAGAAGAAGCCCGGAAAAAAUUACAAGCAGAAAUGGAUGAAAAAAUCAAAGCAGUAGAAAAGGCAAGUGAGGAAGAGAGGGUAAAUCUUCAGCAAGAGUUGACCAGAGUAAAGCAAGAGGUGGUUGAGAUUAUGAAGAAGUCUUCAGAAGAUCGUGUUGCUGAGCUGGAAAAAUUACAUAAAAAAGAAAUGGCUACCAAAGAUCAGGAGCUAAAUGAGAGAUUGCAGGCCCAAGAAAGAGAGUUCCAGGAGAAGAUGAAGGCAGCUCUUGAGAAAAAUCAGAGUGAGUGUUUAAAAACCCUUCAAGAGCAAGAGCAACAGGAAUCCCUAGCCUUAGAAGAACUAGAGCUGCAAAAGAAAGCAAUACAGUCAGAAUGUGACAAAAAACUUGAGGAGAUGCAUCAGGAAGUAGAGACUUUUAGAACUAGAAUUCUUGAAUUGGAGAGCUCUCUUGCAAAGUACUCACAAGAUGACAGGAAGCGUUCAGAGGAAUUAAGCACUUUGAUGGAAUCUGAAAAAAUGCAACAUAACAAGAAAGUGAGUGAUAUAGUUGAAAAACACAAGGAGGAAUUGGAGAACGUGAAGCAGCAGCAGGAAAAGCUUUGGACAGAAAAACUUCAAAUUUUACAUCAGCAACAUGUAAUUGAGGUAGAAAAAAUGAGAGAGAAGCAAGAACAAGAAAUAGAUACGAUACUGAAAGAGAAAGAAACGGUUUUCCGUACACAUAUAGAAGAGAUGAAUGAAAAAACAUUAGAAAAACUUGACGUGAAACAAACAGAAUUAGAAACGUUGUCAUCUGAGCUAUCCGAAGCACUGAAAGUACGUCAGGAUUUAGAACAAGAGCUCUCAGAAGUGAAAAGUAAAUUGGGUGAAGCAAAGCAAGAAUUUGAAGGGAAGUUGGAAGCAGAGAGGAAUCAACACAAAGAAGAGGUUGAAGUUAUGUUAAAAGAGCAUGAGAUGUCUAUUCAGGGAGUCGAGAAGGUACUGAAGGAGGAACUGAACCAAAUGAAGCAAUCAUUGGAGGAGAAGGAGAGACUGCUGGAGGAAACAAAAGCACGUGAGCAAGAACUAAAGGAAUCUGCACAAAGAUCUGAAGCUGAACUUGUCCAAGUGUCUGCAAGGCUAGUGGAGGCUUCACUAUCCCAGCAGAGUACUUCUAACGAGCAGGCAAAGCAAUAUGAAGAGGAAUUAGCAAAGCUCCAGCAACAGCUGAUGGACCUGAAAGGGGAAAAAUUGGAACUUAGUGAGCAGUUAGUAAGAACUGAAUCCCAGCUGAAUGAAGUCAAGAAGGAGUUAGAAUUGUACACCUCUCAGGUACAUGACCUGAAGCAGCAUUUGCAAGAGCAAAGCGAUGAAAAUACCCAGAAAGUAACAUCUCUAACACAACAGUAUGAAUCUCAACUGAGGGAUCUACAAGAAGAGGCUGAUAAGGCAAAGCAAAGUCUAACUGAGAGGGAAAAUGACAUCGAACAUGUGAGGAAAGUACAGAAUGAACAAGUGGAAGAGCUUAAACAGAAACUGUUAGCUGCAGAGGAGAGAAUUAGUACUUUACAAGGAGACUAUGAAAACAAGCUAAAGCGUCAUGAAAACAAAAUGGAGAAAAUGAAGCAGAAAUCAAAAGAUAUGCAGGAAGCCUUCAAAAAGAAACUCGCUGAGCAAGAAUCUAAGCUAAAGAAAGAGCUUGAAAAUAAGCAAUUGGAGUUCAGUCAGAAAGAGAGUGAAUUCAAUGCUAAAAUACUGGAAAUGGCACAUGCCAGCUCAGCCGGAAUCAAUGAUGCUGUGUCAAAACUGGAAUCUAAUCAGAAAGAGCAACUGGAGAGUCUUGCUGAGGCUCAUAAGAGGGAGUUGGAAGAAAUUAGCCGAAGUUGGGAAAAGAAACUCAAUCAGCAGGCUGAAGAGCUCCAGGAAAAACAUGAAAUGGAACUGCAAGAGAAAGAGCAGGAACUUGGAGAUCUAAAAGAGAAACUUGCCACCUGCAGUGCUGAAAAGGAGGACUCAAGGACAGAAAUAACCCAACUGAAGGAGGAGCAGGUCAAGAGGAACGAGACCCUGAAGCAAUUGCAAGAAGAACUAAAACAGUCCUUAGCUCAGAUGAGUGCUCUGUCAAAUAGUGAGAGCGGCCUAAAAGCGCAGCUCCAAAAGCUGGAGGGUGAUCUUAGUCAGUCCCUGAAAGAGAAAUUAGGACUUCAGGAGCAGAUCAGUAGGCAGAAAGCAAUUGAAGAGAAGGACAAAGCCAGAAUUACUGAGCUGGCUGAUAAGCUGAAAGCCCUGGAGGAGAAACUCCAAACGAUGCAGUCUUCUCACAAUAAGGAUCGUGAAAAUUAUGAGAAAAAAAUCGAGGCUUUUCAGCUACAAGAAACAGAGAUUAAGGAGCUUGCAGCGCAAUUAGAUGCUUAUUGGAAGAGUGCUGAAGUUCUAUUGCAAACAAAAAGCAAUGAAUUAAUUGAAAAAUGUAAUGAAAAAAUUGGCAUAGUAACAUGCAAAAUUGCAGAUUGUGAGCGCCAAACUACAAAAGUUAAAGAAGCGGUAAUUGUUAAAAUGAAUAAGUCAGUGCAGCAGCUGCAAGAGAAGGACAAUGUAAUAAAGUCCAUGAGGGCUGAUAUUGAAGGUCUUGUAACAGAAAAGGAACAAUUGCAGAAAGAGGGAGGGCAUCAGAAGCAAGCAGCCAGAAAAGAAACUUGCAUAACACAGCUCAGGAAGGAGUUAUCAGAAAAUAUCAAUGCUGUCACCUCGAUGAGAGAGGAACUCCGGGAAAAAGAAUCAGAGAUCUCAACUCUCAACAAAACAAUAAAUGAGCUUAAUGUUAGACUUGAAAGCACGGUAAGCUUAACAGAGAAGGAAGCAGCCAUCUCUCUAUUAAGCACUCAACAUCAAGAGGAGCGGUUGCAGUUGUUAAACCAGGUACAGGAGUUAUCAUCCAGUAUUGAGGUACUGAGGCAAGAAAAAGCGUCAGCUCUUGAGCAGGUAGAUCAUUGUACAGCCAAGCUGUCGGAAUGGAAGACAAAAGCACAAACGAGGUUUACACAAAAUCAUGAAACUAUUAAAGAUUUGCAGAGCAAACUUGAGGUAAGCAAUACCCAGGCCACUAAAAAAGAUGAAGAGCUAAACAAGCUGAAGGAGGAGCUGGCUCAGCAAGGCAAGGAUCUGGAUGGUUUAAAGAGUGCUCUGGAAGAAAAGGAAAACAGGAUAGAAAAACAAGAAAGUGAGUUAACUGCAGAGUUAAAAAUCCAAGUAGCAAGAGUUGCUGAAUUGGAAGAACACAUUGCUCAGAAAACUUCAGAAAAUGAUUCCUUGAUGGAGGAACUUAGGAGGUAUAAUGAACAAAAAGACAUGGAGCAAAAAGAGGUAGCUUGGCAACUCCAGCAGGCAGAGAAGGUUGCUUUUGAAAAAGACAAUAGAUUUAAGGAGGCUGAAGAAAAAGUGCUCAAUCUUGAAAAGGAAAUAGGUUCUCUGAAAGCUGAAUGUGAAGCAAAAGAGAGAGAAUUUGAUCAAAUGAAAUCAGCGAUACUUAAAAGCAAAGAGGAAGAACUAAAAGAGUUAGAAGAGAGACUGAAUGCAGAGAACAGCACAAAGUUGGCAGAUCUGAAAAAGAAGGCAGAGCAAAAAAUUGGUUCUAUUAAAAAGCAAUUGAUGUCUCAAAUGGAAGAAAAGGAACAGCAAUUAAAACAAGAUAGAGAAAAUCAGGUAAGACAUUUGGAACAAAAAGUGCAGGAAAGAGAGGCCAAAAUUGAAUCCCUGGAAGAAAAGAUGAAGUCAACAAGAGAUUCCAUGGAAUUAGAGAGAGAAAUGCAGCAAAAAAUAGAGAGUGCUAAGGCUGCUAUAGAGCAAGAAAAAAAUGAAAUACUUAAGAGUGUCCAACAGACACACGAAGAGAAAAUAAACAAGUUACAGAAGGACUUGAUAGAGAAAAACAAGUUGUUGCAGAAGUAUGAAAGCGAACGUGAAGGUGUAGACUCUCUUCUAGAACUGCAAAAGAAACAGGAAGAGCUCCUUAAAAAGUUGGAGUGUGCUGAGAAGAGACAGAGAGAGGAGCAGAGUGUGACUGAAAGCCUCAGGGAAGAGCUUGAAGAGCAGGCUAAAAAAUACUCCUUGCUGGUGGAUGAGCAUGCUCGGUGUGGUGGUGAUUUAGCAAGUAGUAGGGAAGAACUGAAAGCUAAAGAACAAAAAAAUCUGGAUAUGGAGAAUACAAUUGGAGAUUUCCAGAGAAAAAUGCAGGAAAAAGAUGCGGUCAGUCACUCUUUAGAACAGAAGGUGAGAGAAUUGGAAGAUAAUCUAGCUAAGGUAAAUGAAGAGCACAAGAGAGAGAUGGAAGAUAGAAGUUUGAAAUAUGAAGAAAACCUAAAAAGUUUACAGCAGCAGCUGGAAGAAAGAAAUGACCGCUUGAAAGCUUCUGAAGCAAAUGCUGAAGAAAAGACUAAAUCUGCUUUGGAGCUGCAGAAGUUACUGGGUGACAUGCAGAACCAGCAGAAGGACUUGCAAGCUAAACUGGAGGAGACUGACAGGGAGAAACAGAAACUACGUAAGGAUGUAAACAGUCUUCAGAAAGACCUGCGUACUCUGCGAAAAGAACAUCAACAGGAGCUUGACAUAGUUAAGAAGGAAUCCUUUGAAGAAAUGGAGCAGAAAAUCAGAUGUGAACAAGAAGACAUUGAAUUAAAACACAACUCUACAUUAAAGCAGCUAAUGAGAGAGUUCAAUACUCAGCUUGCUCAAAAAGAAAUGGAAUUGGAAACAGCUGUAAAAGAGACCAUCAGUAAAGCCCAGGAGGUAGAAUCUGAAUUGAUAGAAAACCAUCAGAUAGAGACAACUCAGUUGCAUAAAAAAAUUGCAGAAAAAGAUGAUGAUCUGAAAAGAACUGUGAAAAAAUAUGAAGAAAUCCUUGAGGCUCGUGAAGAAGAAAUGACAACAAAAGUUCACGAGUUGCAGACACAGUUAGAGGAGUUGCAAAAGGAGUACAAGCAAAGGAUGGCAGAAAAGGACCAUCGAAACAGUGAAAACGUCACAAUAGCAGAACUUCAGGCACAGCUUGCACAGAAGACAACACUUGUCAAUGAUUCAAAGCUGAAAGAGCAGGAGUUCAAGGAGCAGAUUCAUGUACUGGAAGACAGACUGAGAAAUUAUGAGAAGAAAAUGUAUGUCACAUCAGUUGGAACACCACAUAGAGAUGGAAAUCUUCAUCAUACUGACGUUUCUCUCUUUGGGGAGCCUACUGAGUUUGAAUACUUGAGGAAAGUGCUCUUUGAAUAUAUGAUGGGUCGUGAGACAAAGACAAUGGCCAAGGUUAUAACAACAGUGCUGAAGUUCCCAGCUGAUCAGACUCAGAAGAUACUGGAACGAGAAGAUGCAAGACCAUUGUUUGCCUCACCUCGCAGUGGUAUCUUCUGAAUAUUCCAUCAGUCUGUGCUUAGUUAGCAUGUGGUCAUGGCUACGACCGUCCUGAGGAGAUCCCAGUGAGAAUGUCUCAUAACAGUGCUGCUUAGAAACAUGUUCAUAUCUCUGUUUGUUGCCCCUUGAGAGGGGGCGAGAAGAAAAGCUAUUAUUCAAGGUCACAAAUGGAACAGCAAGAACCAAAGCUCAGCACCACCUUUGGACCGUGAAUAUAGUUAAAACUGCCUUGACAAGAGAUGCUAAUCAGGGGUUAUCUGGGGAUGAAUCUUUUUUCUCUUCUAUUGAACACUCUUCUAUUUUGUGUUAAAGGUUAUUUUUUUAAAGGAGAGAAAAGAUUACCCUAGGAAGGAAUUACCCGUUACUGUAUCUCCAUACAGGUUUCACUGGGUGUUUUUUAAGAGUUGAACUAAAUGGUUUGUCUCUUCUAUUUAUUUUUUAAUUUUGAAUGAAUUGUGCAAUACAUUUUUGGAUGGAUAGCAGUUGAGGUGAUUUUUCCGGAUGAACUGGGCACUCUUGUUUGACUACUCCUCUACCGAUUUGAUCUUCUGAUUGUUUGCUACAGGUCACUUCCUAUAUGCUUUUGCCUACAAUAAAUCCGAAUUGCAGUACCUCAUUUGUUUACUUCUAGCUUUUGUACUUAUAUUUUCUGGAAAAAA
This is a messenger RNA of Meleagris gallopavo (turkey), 8197 nucleotides long. It is a transcript of the gene GOLGA4, whose product is annotated as golgin A4. Gene Ontology annotation, biological process: Golgi vesicle transport. Gene Ontology annotation, molecular function: small GTPase binding. Lineage: Eukaryota; Metazoa; Chordata; Aves; Galliformes; Phasianidae. Gene Ontology annotation, cellular component: Golgi apparatus. The record is from RefSeq and is a predicted model, not a curated record.